CUAUAUUGGCAAUGGUCGUACAAACGUCAAAAAAUGUCUUUUUGACGACAUUUGCCGAUAAAAUUAUUUGAAAAAUACAUUUUUAUAAACAUGGGUGGUUCACAAAGUACUCGAAAAAUAAGUGUUGAUAACGAAAAUGCUAUACAAGUGUCCCAAGAAGCAUUAGACCGAAUACAGGCUCAAUUGAACGCUAGGCAAGCAGAACAGCCUCAGGCAUCACCACCACCAAAUUACCCGCCACCUCCAUUCUAUGACUCCCAAAAGCGGCAAAAUGAAAAUGCCGCUGAGGAGGCUUAUUGGGCCCGACGCAUUGACAACUUGAAGAGAGCACAUGAAAAAAUCAAUGCUAACAUGGUUAUUGAAUAUCAGAAGACAUUGAAGGAAGCCAAUGAUUUAUUUGAAUUAGCACAAAAAGACAAAAUUACUAGUAAAUUACCCCCUUGUCAGGAUGAAAAAGCAAAGGUGCUGGAGUGCUACAGUGCGAAUGCAGAUAAAUCACUAUUGUGCUCAGUGUUAGUGAAUCAAUUUAAUGACUGUGUUUGCAAGAGUAGGGUGGCUGCUGUAUCUGCAACAUCUUGAAUGUAGCGCCAAUUGUGUAUAUAACAAUAGCUAAAGGGAUACUAACAUAACAUAACCCAUUUUAUGAACAACUUCAGGGAACACUGCAAUAUCCUCCUGGAAGUAGAUUUAUUAAUAUUAUUGCUGUAUGAAUAAACUGUUAAUUUCAUA
Galleria mellonella (greater wax moth) is the source of this 729-nucleotide messenger RNA. RefSeq lists its product as uncharacterized. Lineage: Eukaryota; Metazoa; Arthropoda; Insecta; Lepidoptera; Pyralidae. The record is from RefSeq and is a predicted model, not a curated record. Gene Ontology annotation, cellular component: MICOS complex. The coding region runs from base 91 to 579 and encodes 162 amino acids. The transcript is spliced from 3 exons. Gene Ontology annotation, biological process: inner mitochondrial membrane organization.